AUGAGGAAUGAAGAAUGUCAGGUACUUGGGCUCAUCUGUUGUCAAAGGUCGUUGCAAGAGGUGGCUCCCCUGAGCUACGCCUUCAUCGGGGAUUACUUCCUCAAGCAGUACCUUGAGCGGUUCGCAGAGGCGCUCAACCUCGCGGCCUCGCUGCAUUCACAGACGGGCUUCUAUCAGGAUGCCUCGGCUGCUUCUUCUGCCUCCGCGCUCCCCCUUAUUCAGACGUCACGGCCAGAUCAGGGCAAGAAGCACUUCACGCUCGUCAGGGCCCUCAACGUGGGAUACACGGCCAUCAUGCUCUUCGCCAGGCACCCGGAGCGGCUGGCCAACAUCCAAGAGGCCGAGGUGGGCUUCGGCGCCGCCGAGAUGGGCAACAAGGGGGCCGUCGGCCUGAGGGCCCUGUACGAGGCGGGCGACAGGCAGUCGACGGAGCUGACGUUUGUGGCGACGCACCUGGCGGCCAUGGAGUGGAACCUGCCGCGGAGGAACGCCAACUGGGGAGCCAUUAUGCGCGGCCUGACGUUUGAGAACCCGGAGGAGGUGCUGAGUCGCAUGAGGAGGGACGCCGCGUCGAGGGGCCAGAGCCAGAGCCGGUCAUCGUCGUCGUCCGAAGAUGGAGAUGCCUCCGAGCAGGCGCGCCUGCUGCGGGAGGAGGAGCACCACGAGCAGGAUCUUCGGCUGCAGCAGCAGUUCCACGACCUGUCCGUCUUCAAGCCGUCGUCUCACCUGUUCGUCGCCGGAGACCUCAACUACCGCAUCUCGACCACCUCCCCGACGCCCUACUCGGCGUUUCCCAAUAUGGACCCGGGAUCUGAGAACUACUAUACGAACUUUUUGCACCUGGAUCAGCUGACCCGCGAGCGACUGGCCGGCCGGACCCUCCACGGCCUGUCGGAGUGCCCCGUGACGUUCCCGCCGACGUACAAGUACGUCGUGGACAAUACGACGCCUCCUCCGGCCGACGGCGACGACGAGGUCAAGUGGGUGUUCGCCCCGCACCGGUACCCCGGCUGGACGGACCGCAUCCUCUUCCUGGAGGUGCCGCCGUGGGUCGACGCCAAGAUGAGGGUCCGCGCCUACGACGCCUUGCCCGUGAUGCGGACGAGCGACCACCGGCCCGUGUUUUUGCGCGUGGACGUGCCUCUGGUCUCGCCCGCCGACCUCGCGCCCCCGGCCGCCGUCCGGGAGUCUGUCUCGGCCUCGCCAGGGGGUAGUAGUAGUAGCGGCAGCAGCGUCGUCGACCCGCGCGUGCGGCUGCCGGUGGAGAUUGACCCGGAGGCCUGGGAGCGCCGCUUGGCUGCCCGGAGGCGCGAGAUCCUCGCCGGGUGGACCAUGUUCCUCGGGAGCACGAGGCAGGGGGCGUUGAUUCUGGGGACGCUGCUGGCGGCGACGGCGGGGGGGUACUGGCUUUUCCGGUCUUCUUCUUAG
Molecule: messenger RNA, 1428 nt
Organism: Trichoderma citrinoviride
Lineage: Eukaryota; Fungi; Ascomycota; Sordariomycetes; Hypocreales; Hypocreaceae
Product: phosphatidylinositol polyphosphate phosphatase
Exons: 1
Coding region: 1-1428 (475 amino acids)
Biological process (GO): phosphatidylinositol dephosphorylation
Molecular function (GO): phosphatidylinositol-4,5-bisphosphate 5-phosphatase activity
Source: RefSeq, a predicted model, not a curated record